This is a messenger RNA of Ascoidea rubescens DSM 1968, 2229 nucleotides long. It is a transcript of the gene CQD1, whose product is annotated as Cqd1p. Gene Ontology annotation, biological process: protein phosphorylation. NCBI's taxonomy places the organism in Eukaryota, Fungi, Ascomycota, Saccharomycetes, Ascoideales, Ascoideaceae. The transcript has 3 exons. Gene Ontology annotation, molecular function: ATP binding; protein kinase activity. The record is from RefSeq and is a predicted model, not a curated record. Bases 1 to 2229 code for a protein of 742 amino acids. Gene Ontology annotation, cellular component: mitochondrion.
AUGGGUAGAGUAGGUAGCGUCAGCAUCAGCAGAGUUGGCAGCAGAGUUGGCAGCAGCAGCAGCAGAAACACUUUUAGUGCUGGCAGAAAAUGGCUUUCUUAUGGGUUCAUUCACGUCCGGCGCUUUCACAGACAGAUUCCCUUCAGCUACAGCUACUAUUCUCGUCACCGCAAUCACCACCAUCAUAGUCAUCAAAGCACUUUUGGCUUCGGUUCUUUCUGCAGUAUUCUUUUGUUAUCUACAUCCUCUUCGCUAAUAGUUUUUUCGGAUAAUAGCUAUUCUUUUUCAUUUAGUCAUUUGCGCAAUGAUUGUGUUUCUGAGCCCACUUUGCACGACGAUCAAACUCAUAAGACCUGUCUUGAUCUUGAGCGCAUUCUGGAUGACAAUUUAAAUGGAAAGCAAAAUCAAAAUCAAAAUCAAAAUCAAAAUCAAAAUCAAAAUCAAAUCAAAACCAAACCUUCAGUUUUUAAAAUCAUUCUUGAUUUUGUCAACUUGAAAAUAAUUGAACCCAUUCUUAUCAUCGCUCGAUUUAUCGAACUAUCCAUCAUCUUUUCGCCUUUGAUCCCUUUAUAUCCCUUAUCUUUUUUUGGCCAAAAGAUCAAAUCAGAUAACAUUACAAUUGCAAACCAAAGAUAUGGCACUUUAAUCUACUAUAAGAUUUUGACCUAUUUAAUUCAAUUCGCUGGUCCAUCUUUUAUUAAACUAGGCCAAUGGGCUGCAUCAAGAAAUGAUAUUUUCUCAAAUCUUCUAUGUAAUGAAUUAAAUAACUUGCACUCAAAUUCAAUUCCUCAUUCCUUUUCUUACACUCAAAAAAUUAUUUGCAAUUCCUUUAAUAUUCCCUUAAAUCAAUUCAACAAUUUAUUUGAUCAAUUUAACCAGGAGCCUAUUGGCGUUGGUGCAAUUGCCCAAGUUUAUAUUGCAAAACUAUCUAAUGAUUUUAUUCAAAAUCACCUAAAUAUUCAAAAUCAUUCCAAUAAUAAAUCCUUCAAUCAAUGGAUAGCAAUCAAAGUUUUACAUCCAAAAGUCAAAAAAAAGAUAUCAAGAGAUGUAAAAAUUAUGGCGGUUUUUGCAAACAUCAUCGAUUAUAUUCCAACAAUGGAAUGGCUAUCCUUACCCCAAGAAGUUCAUCAGUUUUCCUUAUUCAUGAACCAACAAUUGGAUCUAACAAAUGAAGCUCUCAAUCUAAUUAAAUUUAAAAAAAACUUCAACAAUACUAAUAACAACAUUUACUCAGAUUCAACUCAGUUAUUUAAAAUUAAAUUUCCACAGCCUUAUCUAUCUCUAUCCUCAAAAAAUAUCUUAAUAGAAGAAUAUAUUCACGGAAUCUCUCUAUCAAAAUUGCUACAUUUGCAACAGAUUCUAAAUAAUAAAAUCUCAAAUUCAACUUUAAAUGAUCAAAAACUGGAAAUCAAAAACUCCUAUAACGGUUAUAUAAAAUUAUCAAAACUAAUUAGUAAUGCAAUCUUAGAUUCCUUCCUUAAAAUGUUGAUUCUCGAUAAUUUCAUUCAUUCGGAUCUACAUCCAGGCAACGUCCUUGUUAGAUUCUUCAAUUCAUCCAAUAACAACAACAUUCAAAUGAAUGACUUGACAACGGACUUAUUAAACUUGAAUGAUGAUAAUGACGCCUGGUUGAGUCAACUAAAUACCCUAAUAUCAAAGGGCUUUUCUCCAGAAAUUUGUUACAUUGACACAGGUUUAGUAACUGAAUUAAAUCAUCCCAAUCGUAUAAAUUUCAUAUCUUUAUUUAACGCUUUAGCAGAAUUUGAUGGCUACCGUGCCGGUGAAUUAAUGAUUGAAAAAUCAAAGACACCCGAAACAGCCAUUGAUUCUGAGAUUUUUGCUUUAAAAAUGGAAAGGUUAGUUGAUAAGGUUAAACAAAGAACUUUUACUUUAGGUAAUGUUUCUAUAGGUGAUUUAUUGGAAAAUUGUUUAUCAAUGGUAAGAAAACAUCAUGUUAGAAUGGAAGGUGAUUUUGUUAACGUUAUUGUGGCAAUCUUGCUAUUGGAAGGAAUUGGCAGACAAUUGAAUCCUAAUUUGGAUUUAUUUGCAAGUGCUAUUCCAAUUUUAAGACAAGUGGGGUUGCAAGAUGGUCAUAGAUUGUUACAAAAUCAAAAUACCUUGUCAAUGAUAAAGGUUUGGUUAGCUUUAGAAGUUAGACAAUUUAUCAAUGCCAGUGUUCAAGAUAUUUAUAACCUAGUACAAAAAGACUGGUUAUCACCAAACUACUGA